This is a messenger RNA of Myotis daubentonii (Daubenton's bat), 4780 nucleotides long. RefSeq names its product NIPA like domain containing 3 (gene NIPAL3). Gene Ontology annotation, cellular component: membrane. Gene Ontology annotation, biological process: magnesium ion transport. Lineage: Eukaryota; Metazoa; Chordata; Mammalia; Chiroptera; Vespertilionidae. The record is from RefSeq and is a predicted model, not a curated record. Gene Ontology annotation, molecular function: magnesium ion transmembrane transporter activity.
GGCCCCAGGCAGCACCGAGUCGGGGCAGGGACUCAGGGGGCUGUGCCUCCGGGUUGCGCGCAGCGGCUCAGUCAUCUCUCAGGAACCUCUGAUAGGUGGGCCCGAGGGGAACGCCGCCGAAAAGUUCGAGACCCACUGGAAAUAUCAGUCCAGUGAUGGUAACAGGAAUUACCACCAUUGAUGGUUUUAACUUGAAGUCACAUUAUUACCCCCACUUUACAGAUGAGACAACUGAGUCUCCAGAGAGCACCGCAGGAAUCAGGAAACGCAUCCCUGGCUGUCCGCUUGCAGGAAUUUGCACGUCUCUGAGUGAAGAUGAGGAAAAGGCUAUAAAUCAGCCGGAAGGGCCUUGAAGGACGGUUUUGGCGUGAGACAGAGAUGGCUAGCGGAAGGCGGUGAACACCGCCGGGACGAUGGCCCACCGCUCCGGUCCCGCAUAGUGCAGCCCAGCUUCUGAGCCAGGCCCGCGGGAUGUGCGCUUAGACACCAUGGACCGAGCCCACAGCGCAGCCCUGCAGCUGCAGCAGCUCCCGCCCACGAGCAGCGCCGACCCCGGGAGCCAGGGUUCCUUCUCCUACAAGGACAACUUGAUCGGCGCCCUCUUGGCCAUUUUCGGGCACCUUGUGGUCAGCAUUGCACUUAACCUCCAGAAGUACUGCCACAUCCGGCUGGCAGGCACCAAGGACCCCCGGGCCUAUUUCAAGACCAAGACAUGGUGGCUGGGCCUGUUCCUGUUGCUGCUGGGCGAGCUGGGCGUGUUUGCCUCCUACGCCUUCGCUCCUCUCUCACUGAUCGUGCCCCUCAGCGCAGUCUCCGUGAUCGCGAGCGCCAUCAUAGGAAUCAUAUUCAUCAAGGAAAAGUGGAAACCUAAAGACUUCCUGAGGCGCUACGUCUUGUCCUUUGUCGGCUGCGGUUUGGCCAUUGUGGGCACCUACUUGCUGGUGACAUUCGCACCCAACAGCCACGAGAAGAUGACGGGCGAGAACAUCACCAGGCACCUUGUGAGCUGGCCUUUUCUCUUGUACAUGCUGGUGGAGAUCAUUCUGUUCUGCUUGCUGCUGUACUUCUACAAGGAGAAGAACGUCAACAACAUCGUGGUGAUUCUGCUCUUGGUGGCGUUGCUCGGCUCCAUGACGGUGGUGACAGUGAAGGCUGUGGCCGGGAUGCUCGUCUUGUCCAUCCAGGGGAACCUGCAGCUCGACUACCCCAUCUUCUACGUGAUGUUCGUGUGCAUGGUGGCCACGGCCAUCUAUCAAGCCGCGUUUUUAAGUCAAGCCUCACAGAUGUACGACUCCUCUCUGAUUGCUAGCGUGGGCUACAUUCUGUCCACAACCAUCGCCAUCACAGCCGGCGCAGUGUUUUACCUGGACUUCAUCGGGGAGGACGCGCUGCACAUCUGCAUGUUUGCACUGGGGUGCCUCAUCGCGUUCUUGGGCGUCUUCUUAAUCACACGGAACAGGAAGAAGGCCAUUCCAUUUGAGCCCUAUAUCUCCAUGGAUGCCAUGCCAGGGAUGCAGAACAUGCAUGACAAGGGGAUGGUAGUCCAGCCCGACCUCAAAGCUUCCUUUUCCUACGGGGCCCUGGAAAACAAUGACAACAUUUCUGAGAUCUAUGCUCCGGCCACGCUGCCCGUCAUGCAGGAAGAACACAGCUCCCGGAGCGCCCCCGGCGUCCCCUACCGAGUCCUGGAGCACACCAAGAAGGAGUGAGCCCACCCCAAGGAGACUCCCCUCCCCUCCACUUGCAACCGCGCAAGCCGUGCCCACGGCGGUUCAACUCUUCACUCUAAAUCUCGCCUUUCAAGUUGUAUUCUUUUUUAAAAAGCCGGGAACUGUAUGGAGGGGGAUCUUGAAAGGGCUUUGUCUCCGGCAGAGGUGAUGUUUAUCGUGGUCUUGGACAUUUCCGAUGUUGGGGGGAAGGGGGGAGGACGAAAGCAGUGUUCCCGAUGGGUGGUCGGGCAUCGGCCUCUGCCCGGUGAGUCCAGCGGGUUUAGAGGGCCUUGCCCUCCUCGCCCUUGGCAACUGGGCUUCCCCAGUCAGGGACCAAAGCUCGCCACAUGCUUCAGCGCUCAAGCCAGGCCGAGAUUCCGCUCGCCCUCUCCAGACCCCGCGCGAGGCUGGAGCCCUCUCCGUCCCGCCUUCCCCCGCCUCACGUGCAGGCCUGCUGGCUACCCUUUCACGUGUGAUUCCAUGUUUGCAGUAACGUUGGUGUCGACGUCACAUGGCUGGUGGGUCAGCCUGUCGUCUGCCUGUAGGAAAUGCAUUUCUGCCUUCCCAUUGCCUGUGCCCUCCCAGGGAAAUGUGCUUGGCUUGUUUACAGUGGAUCCACUCGGGAAACUAAUUUGGUUUUGGUUCUGUGAACUACUUGAUUGCUUCCCCCCACUCCCCUCCCCCCGCCACCAGAGGUACUGGGAAGUUAAGAGAAGACGGGGGAGAAUUAGGACAGGGGCAGAGUGAUGGCACGGCAGCCCAUAACGGGGGAAGAAUCCCUCUCCACCUUACAAAAGGCGAUGGCCUCGCUUCUAAAAGGGUAGACAGGCAAUCUGGCUGCUUUACCGUAUUCUCCUGCCCACCAGUGCCCUCUGGUAAGAUGGGGGGCGGGGGUGCUCAUUUCAGAGAGAGCAUCGCUCCCCUCCCCUCCAUUCUCAUUAUACACCGACACACCAAGGCUGAGUUGUUGGUUCCUUUUCCCUGCUUGGUCCUCACCCCCAGGCACAUGUCUGGGAGGCACACACAUCCUCAGACAUGGAGCCGCAGCCCCCUCUUGGCUGCGUUCAUACCUUCUUCCUCUAGACUGUAUUUUCGAGAAUGGCAGGAAAAGGUUUGCAAAUCUUAAGGACCCCCUAGGGAGUUUUUUGAAAAUGCAAAUUCCUACACCCCAACCCCAGGUACUCUGACGAAGUGGGACUGGGGUGGAGCCCCCGCGUCUGCAUGUUUAACUCGCAGCCCGGGUGGUUCUGGUGCAGGUAGCCCAAGGAUCCACACCUUGACAGCCUAGUCAUUGAGAGAGACGUCUGCUUUAAACCCCCAGGGGCCGACACGCUACUGGGAAGCUGGAACUGCCGUUCCUUCUUUCCUCCCUGGGGCCCAUUUGGCAGGUCACAUAUCCCCAUAGGAUCAGGGCCUCUCCCCACUCAUUGAUGACGGCUUAGAGCUACACUUCCUGCUUCGCUCGCAGCCUUCAACUCACAGGCAGGAUGCCAGUGUUACCAGACCAGUGUUGGUAGCUCAUUAACCUUUACGGAUUGUGCUUCUUACUGAUUUAGUUCCUUGACUUCAAAAAAACUGUCUCAGUUGCCUGUGGUAACCGUGUCUGUAUUGUAUCUUAACCACUUCUGUAUUGUGUCUCACGUGCCUAAGAGGGCAGCCGACAGUGAAUGGCCUUUUAACCUUUAGGGUAGGUGUCAGCUCAAUGCAACGAUGAGAUUUACGAGGCAUUUACUAUUUUUUGAGCAUUUGGAUGGUGAGGGCAAAAAGAGUAAAGAGUGGUUCCUGCCCUCCAGGCCAGCAGGGGGAGACACAAACACCCAGAAACUGGCAGGGCAGGCCAGGUGCAAUGUGGGGGUCACAGAAAAUGUCAGUUUGGGGGGUCCUGCUAAUGGUCAGGCCCUGAGCCUAGAAUGGGGUAUUCAAAAUGGAGGUGCUUUGGGCCCCACUCACUGAUGAUUGGCAAAUCUACCUAAGGUUUGGACAAAGCAUGGAAAGUCCAGUGAUCAUCCCCACCCCCACCUCCCAGGCAGAGGAGCCGGUGUUUGCAAAGGCACAGAAAUGGGGAGGAGGGGUCACCAGGGGAGCCAGGGAGGGUGGUGGGAGAUGAGCCUGGAGCAAUAAGCAGUGGAAGCCAAUCAGAGGGCCUUGAACGCCUGGCGGAGGAGCUUAAAGUUAUCACAGCAGGCCUGGUCGUCAUCGAUGGUUCAUGAGGAAGAGAAUAGCGGGGUGGCACUGACUGGAAAGGAGGCCUUAUACGUAUGGAGGAAGGAUCCAGGAGAUAACAGAUGUCCCUUUUCAAGGUCAAGCUGCAGUCCUACACGAACAGAACACAAAUGGAGAAUUAAAAUGAGGUCUCGCUGCUAUUCAAGGGAGGGGGACAUCGGCUUUCCACUCGCAUCCCUGAAUCUUUAUUUGUUCUCAAGGCUCUGUUACCCCCAAGCCCUCCUGAAUGCUCCAGGCACAUUAAAUAUCACGCCUCUCUCUCCUUUCUAGCAGCCACGAAGCUACCAAACUAGGGUUUAAACUUUCAGUCGUUCUGUGGUCUUCCUCCCCCCCCACCCCACCCCCCACCCCAGGGUCCCCUCGUCUAGAGGCUGGGAUUCUGGUUUUCCUGAUCGGUUUUGACAUACGGUCAGCGCCCCCUUCCCUUGACCCCUCCCAUGAAGCGCCAGGUCUGACCAUCCCAUCCCAUGAAGCUUGAGAUGCCGCAGGGGUUUGCAGUGUGGAAUUGGACGCUGGGUAGGGAAGGUUGGACUGACAUCUCCAUUAUUUUUCUGGUGGAAACCAGCCAGCUUGAUGGUGCUGUGUGGACACAAGUCAUCCGUCAGGGUGGUGGUGUGGAACCUCCCUGCAGCCUUGUGGAUUCUAAAUCUGGUCCAACACUGGCUGAUAAGCAAAAAGAACUGUGUGUUUCUCUGAGAAGCUAUGGAAAUGAAGUCACCUUAGAAUAUAUUCUAUGUGGAUGCUUAUAUUUUGUUAACUCCUUGACUAAUAUGGCAUGUCUUAUUUUUCAAAAAAUGUGUGUGCUAGGUGCAAAGAAAAGUAUAAAGUGGUAUUUAAUUUUAAAACAA